AUGCCAUGUUCUUUUCAGGAAGCUCGAGCAUCACUGCCGUCUCACUUUGGCCCUCUUUUGUUCGCGGGUGGAAACCAUCCCAGUAACGGAUCGACUCUUCGGGGUUUCUAUGCGCUACUCACCCGAGUGACUCGAGAAUCUUUGGGUUUAUUUGUUGCAUACCCCUCGCGAUACGCUCGUAAACGCAAAGGCAGCACCGGUCUCUCGCCAACUGGCCGCGCGGUCGUAGACUCUCACACGCAGACCCCGGUGGAUGAGAUCUAG
This is a messenger RNA of Penicillium malachiteum, 264 nucleotides long. RefSeq lists its product as uncharacterized. The transcript has a single exon. Lineage: Eukaryota; Fungi; Ascomycota; Eurotiomycetes; Eurotiales; Aspergillaceae. The coding region runs from base 1 to 264 and encodes 87 amino acids. The record is from RefSeq and is a predicted model, not a curated record.